GGUUCAUCUGUCCACCAUCAAAUUCUCUGUAGUUCUUGUUUCCUUUCGGUAGUGUGACCCAGAACUGGAUGUGGUAGUCUGGUGAGAGAUCUGAACUGUGCAGGUACAGUAUUGUGCUUGCCUUGUGCUUCCUUUUCAGUGGCUUCUCUAUGCGUAUAAUUUGUUACUUUGUUUUUGUGCCCACCCUAAUGAGUUGUACUAUAUUAUGUAUAUGUAACGAUAUAACUUUGGACAACACAGUGCCAAGAUGGACAUUUACCAAGCUCUGUAAGUAUUGUGUACUCUUGAUUUUAAAAUCUGUAUAGGUGAUGUAGGAGAGGGGAAAGUUUAGUGAGUCAGAUUAGUUUGUGCUUCAUACCCAUUGGAACAAUAUUCUUCGGGAAAUACAGGCCUUAGAAUUUUGAGGUUACCAAGCUUAGAGUCUCUACUUUGUGAAGCAGUGGAAGACCUCUGAGAAAGGAGAUGCAGCCAGGAGCACAGAGAGUGCUUUAGCUCGGGGGUCAGCAUACUUCUGUAAAGGGGCAAGGUAGUGAAUAUUGUGGCUUGGUGAGCUAUGAGGUCAGCUCUACUGUUAUAAUGUAAAAGCAGUUAUGGACAACAUGUAAAUGAGUGAGCAUGACCAUGUUCCAAUUAAAGCUUUUAUUUAUAGACACUAAUAUUUGAAUUCCAUGCAAUUUUCAUGUGUCAUGAAAUGUGACUCUUAGGUUUACCAUUUAGAAAUGUAAAAACCAUUCUCAGCCCCUGGACUGUGCAAACAGAGUGUGGCUGAAUUUGGCCCUGUUUGGCCCAGAACUAUAAUUUAUUUUCCUUCUUUUGCUCUAGACUAGAGCCUUAGAGAGUGGAUGGAAAUGGAAUUGUUAGGAGUCCAGAAAGGGUCGACUUCAUUAUUAGUGAGUCCAUGGACUAAACCAGUUCUGUACCUCAGUUUCCAGCAGCACCAUGUAGAUUGGGACAGAAGUAAUUGUUUCCAAGGGCGGAAACCAAGCUCCGCACCUUUCCAAAGUCAAUCUGAGUGGGAAUGGCAGCACUCUGCAUCGUCUCCUGCUUACCCGCUAUAACUUUCCCCACCAGAAUUCCAGGGUCUCUUAUAAUUCAGCGGGUAAUGUUGUUCUGUUAAUAAACAUUUUACAUUACUGCCCAAUUACUUCAUGUUUACCAUACUAAUACCAUGUUACACAUAGUGAAACCAGUUAUUUCUAUUUUAAUUGUAAGAGUAUUUUUUAAUGUUUCACUAAACACUUAAUGUUAAAUGUUUCUUUUUUUCUUUUAAGAUUUUAUAUAUUCAUUUUUACAGAUGAGGAGGGAGGAAGAGAGGAAGAAAGGGAGAGAAACAUUGACUUGGUUUCCUUUUGCAUGCCCCCAACUGGAGCUCUGGCCCGCCAUCCAGGCAUGUGCCUUGACUGGGAAUUGAACCUCUGACCUUUUGGUUCCUAGGCUAAUGCUCAGUCCACUGAGCCACACCAGCCAGGAGUGUCAGCUGUGAUGCAUGUUUAAAAGGAAAUUUUCGAGGUCGCAGAUAUAAGUGUUUAAUUUGCUACGAUUACGAUCUUUGUGCGUCUUGUUAUGAAAGUGGUGCAACAACAACAAGGCAUACAACUGACCACCCAAUGCAGUGUAUAUUAACAAGGGUAGAUUUUGAUUUGUACUAUGGCGGGGAAGCUUUCUCUGUAGAGCAGCCACAGUCUUUUACUUGUCCCUAUUGUGGAAAAAUGGGCUAUACGGAGACAUCUCUUCAAGAACAUGUUACGUCUGAACAUGCAGAAACAUCAACAGAAGUGAUUUGUCCUAUAUGUGCAGCAUUACCUGGAGGUGAUCCUAAUCAUGUCACGGAUGACUUUGCAGCUCAUCUUACACUUGAACACAGAGCCCCUAGAGAUUUAGAUGAAUCGAGUGGUGUUCGACAUGUACGUAGAAUGUUUCACCCUGGCCGGGGAUUAGGAGGUCCUCGUGCUCGUAGAUCAAACAUGCACUUUACUAGCAGUUCUACUGGUGGACUUUCUUCUUCUCAGAGUUCAUAUUCUCCAAGCAAUAGGGAAGCCAUGGAUCCCAUAGCUGAGCUUUUAUCUCAGUUAUCAGGAGUGAGACGUUCUGCAGGAGGACAGCUUAAUUCUUCUGGCCCUUCCGCCUCUCAGUUACAACAACUGCAGAUGCAGCUGCAGCUGGAACGGCAGCACGCCCAGGCAGCGCGGCAGCAGCUGGAGACCGCGCGCAACGCGAGCCGGCGCACUAACACAGGCAGUGUCACCGCUACAGUCACGCAGUCCACAGCGACUGCCAACACCGCAAGCACGGAGAGUAACCAGCAAGCUGUCCAGAAUUCCCAGUUUCUUUUAACAAGGUUGAAUGAUCCUAAAAUGUCUGAAGCAGAGCGCCAGUCCAUGGAAAGUGAGCGUGCAGACCGCAGCCUGUUUGUCCAAGAGCUCCUUCUGUCCACUCUGGUGCGCGAGGAGAGCUCCUCCUCGGACGAGGAUGAACGGGGGGAGAUGGCCGAUUUUGGUGCUAUGGGCUGUGUAGAUAUUAUGCCUUUAGAUGUUGCUUUAGAAAACCUAAAUUUAAAAGAGAGUAAUAAAGGAAAUGAGCCUCCACCACCUCCUCUUUGAUGACAUCCCAAUUCGCAGACAAUGUCCUCUGUGCUGUAUUUGCCAAUGAAAGUGGACAACAACUAUCUUGGGUUUGUUUGGUGAUUGUAAUUUCAGGUCUGUCAAUCUUGUUACAUUGUGUACAUUCAAAAGGAAGAGAAAAAAUAUAUAUGAUAAUCAUUUCCACAUAACUAAUUUUUACUUCUAGCAGGUAAAUGUAGGUAGCAGUGCAGGGGUGAUCUCUGCUUCCUGUACCUUGACAUGCAAAAGGCUCUUCUAAUACUCCACAUUCAAACUGAAGAGGAAAAUUGAAAUCUCUAAUGAAGCUGCUGUGUGUAUUUAUGAAUAUUAAUGAAUAAAAACUGCUUGGAUGGUUUACCUUAACUACUGCAUGAGGUUUUUUGCAGCGUGCAUGAGUUUUAGUGACCUUGUUAUUUAAAAGAUUAAAUACAAGGAGUAAAACUUAAACAAAAAUAAAAGCCCAAAGCUUUCCCAAACAUUAUUCAAUGGUUACGCGGCAAAAGAGUUACCUGCUGAAGUAGCUUUUGAAUAAUGUCUGCCUGAAUCACCUUUCUUUGUGUGCCUCCUACGCAUAAAGCCGGCUCUGCAGUGGAAUCUGAGGGUUGUAGCAGGUGUCGCGCUCCGCCCUGUGUGACUGUCCUGUCGCCCUGUUAAUUAUCUUACCCACGUGGAGCUCAGCCUGUCUCGUAUAUUCAUCUAUAGAAGACACGCCGGUAAAGCUACUGUCGGAAUCUGCUGCAGGGUGCUUGUGUGCCCUAAAAACAAAUCCUGUUCUUAGUUGUUUCAAGUUUUUACUUUCUGUGGUUGUUUAAAAUUUUUUCAAUUGUUAAAUGUUUUAUUCGGGUGUAGAUGAAUUUUCAUUUAUUCACUGUUCAACAGAAUUAACCUGAAUUAUGUUGUCUUUGUUCUUGAAAAUCUCACAUUCUCAAUCAUAUUUUGCGUUAUUUAUGUAUGUGCUUCAUAGUUUGCUGAGACAGAUCAGUAUCAGGGGAGCUUUGAGGAUUUGCCUUCCCAGAUUUUGUCGAUACAUUACAACCAAAUUCUUAAUGCUAACUUUAGCACCUUUUAUUUAUUGGGUUUUCUCUGGCAUAAAAAGUAAAGCCUUUUAAUUGAAUCAUGUCACCUAUAUGCCUAUAUUAUUAAUCCUAUGUGUAAAAAAAAUGUACAGCUUUUUUGGGUUUGUUUUGGGAUUUGGACGGCCGGGAUAUUUUUUUAUUUUCUGUUGCAGUUUUUGUGCAUAGACUUUCACAAUAGCUCCAAGGCAGGGACAGCGGGUUUGGGGGUUCGGGGGGCAGUUUUUGGAAUGUAAAUUUAGGACUUUUAAAAAAAGGUGCGCACAGCUUCUGAUAAAUUUAUAACUAGACUUAAUCUAAUCAUGUCUCGUUCCAGUUCUCGUUUCUCUGAGCCCUUUUCUCGGUCCCCCUCCCUUAGCCCUUUUCCUUUCCCGUGUGUGUGUCUCCGUUUCUGCAACACGACAAGCAUACGGGCGUGAACACCCUCCGGUGUUCUUCCGAGAACUGUGAAGUCCAUGUUCAUCCAAGUGUAACCAAAAAAGAACUCAUCCCACAUGUUUAAAAAACUGUUGCUUCUCCUCCUCUGCAACUUCAGACUCCAACAGUUUCCAGCUAUAAUAGCUUUGUUUUCUUUAAUUUCUGUGACGGAAAAUGUUUUAAAGGAGAAUUUUACAGCAGGCUUCUGGUUCUACUAGAAGUCAAGUCCAGUAGUGAUUUCUUUUUCUCAAUUGGUUGUUGAAACGUUUCAAAAACCAGUUUUCAAGCUGUGGUCUUUUCAAACACAUCUUCUGCACAUAAGUCACACAUUUCAAUAAAGCAUUUUCAAGACUGUU
Pteronotus mesoamericanus is the source of this 4446-nucleotide messenger RNA. It is a transcript of the gene KCMF1, whose product is annotated as potassium channel modulatory factor 1. Gene Ontology annotation, biological process: synaptic signaling. Gene Ontology annotation, cellular component: plasma membrane. Gene Ontology annotation, molecular function: zinc ion binding. The transcript is spliced from 7 exons. NCBI's taxonomy places the organism in Eukaryota, Metazoa, Chordata, Mammalia, Chiroptera, Mormoopidae. The coding region runs from base 1608 to 2600 and encodes 330 amino acids. The record is from RefSeq and is a predicted model, not a curated record.